CAUGAUAAUCCCACCCGUCGUUCAAGCGGCGGCGAGAUCCCUUUCCCGUCGCCGCCUUUCCCUUUAACAAGCUCUCGGGGGCCACCCCUGAGUUGGCUCCUCCUCUGCCAGGAACUGCGUUGCUGGGGAAUUCCCAGCCAGGCUUUUUAACUCUUCAAAAAAAAAAACACACACACACACACAGCAAGAGGCCUGCCUGUGUCCUGCGGUCUCCUGAUUUCCUCGGUGUGGCACUGGGUGGGUCCUUUCUCCCGUGCCUGAAGGGCGUAGUCUCGUUUGUUUCGGCUUUAGCCAACCAGCCUGAUCGGGUUUCUCUGUUUGCUGAAGGAUCAGGCUUCAAGGAGGGUCCCGGAGUUGUCAAGGGCCGAUACAAAAGGUGACAAAAUGGCAGCGGAAUCGAUCAUCCGGAUCCCACCGUAUCACUACAUCCACGUCUUGGACCAGAACUCAAAUGUGACUCGAGUAGAAAUGGGGCCCAAGACUUAUAUACGCCAAGACAAUGAGAGGAUCGUCUUUCCCCCGAUGAAGAUGGUGAUGGUCCCCCCACGCCAUUACUGUAUCAUCUUCAACCCGGUGGUUCGGGGAGCAGAUAACGCAGUGCAAUUCGACGCGGUGGGGCAGGUGCGGCUGAGACACGCUGACCUAGAGAUCAGGCUGGCCCAGGACCCUUUCCCUUUGUACCCAGGAGAGGAGCUGCAGCAGGGUGUUACGCCCCUGCAGGUGGUCUCAGCUAACACCGCCCUCCACCUCCGAGCACUUCUGGACAUGGAAGAUGACAAGGACGGGAAACACGUUGCCGGUGACGAGUGGCUGUUUGAAGGACCAGGCACCUAUAUCCCACGCAAGGAGGUCGAGGUCGUGGAGACGAUCCAAGCCACCAUCAUUCGGCCCAACCAGGCAAUCAGACUUCAGGCGCGCAAGGAGUGUGUGGACAGGGAAGGGAAUAGACGCGUGACAGGCGAGGAGUGGCUGGUGAAGCGGGUUGGGGCUUAUUUGCCUGGAGUUUUUGAGGAAGUGGUUGACACCGUGGAUGCCUUUGUGCUGACUGAGAAGAAAGCGCUGCAUCUCCGGGCCACCAAGACAUUCCGGGACUCCCAGGGGACCGUGAGAAAGACCGGGGAAGAGUGGCUGGUCACCAUGGCUGAUUCCGAGGCCCACAUCCCUGACGUUUACGAGGAAGUGGUGCGCAUUGUUGACAUUAUCACCCUGAACAGCUGCCAGUACUGUGUUGUUUGUGACCCGGUGGACUCCAGCGGCAAACCUCAACUCGGGCAGAAGAAGGUGAUCAAGGGAGAGACCUCCUUUUUCCUGCAACCUGGAGAAAGGCUGGAGAACGAGAUACAGGACACUUACAUCCUCUCGGAGGAUGAGGGACUCUUGCUGCGUGCACUCCGACCCUUUGAAGACGAGAACGAGGAUGGGGAGGAGGUGAUGCGCAAGCCGGGGGACCGCUGGCUGAUCCAGGGGCCUCUGGAGUACGUACCGCCUGCAGAAGUAGAAGUGCUAGAACGGCGCCAUGCCCUCCCGCUGGCUGAGAACGAGGGCAUUUAUGUGAGGGAUAUCAAAUCAGGAAAGGUCCGAGCUGUCAUUGGCCACACUUAUAUGCUAACUCAGGAUGAGGAACUGUGGGAAAAGGAGCUCCCGCCCCACGUCGAGACCUUGCUGUGCUUGGGGAGGGACCCCGCAUUGGAUCGCUCCAGGGAAACUUCCGAAGGGGGUGGAACGCCUCGUGACCGGACCCGAGUGGUGACCUACCGUGUCCCUCACAAUGCUGCGGUGCAAGUGUACGACUACAAGGAGCGUAAAGCCAGGGUGGUUUUUGGGCCAGAACUGGUGCUGCUGGGCCCAGACGAGCAGUUCACGGUGCUGAGCCUUUCAGGGGGCCGACCUAAGCGGCCCCACGCCCGCCGCGCCAUCUGCCUCCUCAUGGGGCCUGACUUCUGCACUGACGUUGUCACCAUUGAGACGGCGGAUCACGCCCGCCUGCAGCUCCAGCUGGCCUACAACUGGCACUUUGAGAACCCUCCUGUUGCUGAGGCCUCUCGCCUCUUCAGUGUCCUGGAUUUCGUAGGCGAUGCCUGCAAGAUGUUGGCCUCGCGCAUCCGAGGGGCUGUGGCCGCCGUCACAUUUGACGACUUCCAUAAGAACUCCAGCCGUCUCAUCUGUGCGGCCGUGUUUGGCUUCGACGCCGAAGGGAAGCUGCGCAACUCCCUGCGCUUUGCCCCCAACGGCCUCGUCAUUAGCAGCAUCGACAUCCAGAGCGUGGAGCCCGUGGACCAGAGGACCCGCGAUGCCCUCCAGCACAGUGUCCAGCUGGCCAUCGAAAUCACCACCAAUUCGCAGGAGGCAGCAGCUCGGCAUGAAGCAGAGCGACUGGAGCAAGAGGCACGGGGACGUCUGGAGCGGCAGAAAAUCCUUGACCAGGCCGAGGCAGAACGGGCCCGGAAGGAGCUUCUGGAGCUGGAAGCGCUGAGCACAGCGGUCGAGAGCACCGGAGCAGCCAAGGCUGAGGCCCAGUCACGAGCAGAGGCAGCCCGCAUUGAGGGAGAAGGGGCGGUCCUGCAAGCCAAGCUCAAAGCGGACGCCAUGGCCAUUGAGACGGCAGCAGAAUUGCAACGCCUGGCUAAAGCUCGGGAGCAGGAGCUCGGCUUCUCCAAGGCACAGGCUGACCUGGAUGUGGCCCGUGCUGAGGCGUUGGCGGCUGUCGAAGUGAAGAAAUUUGAGGCCGUGACCAAGGCUCUGGGCGCCAACACCAUCCGGGACAUUGCUGUGGCCGGGCCAGAGAUGCAGGCAAAACUGCUCCAAGGCUUGGGUAUCCAAUCCACACUCAUCACAGACGGCACCUCCCCGAUCAACCUUUUCACAGCUGCAGGAGGACUGCUGGGGAUUCUUCCUAAGCCUUCUACAACCUGAUUGGUGGUGGAAAUACAUACCUCUCUCUCUCCCCGCCAGGCUUCUAAGUGCCUUAGAGAGCAGUGGGGCUAGAGGGCAAGUCUUCCUUUUCUGUUGGGCUGCCCUUGAAGAUGCCUUCACUUUUGGGCUGCCCUUGAACGUGCCUUCACUUUCAGCCAUGAUAUUUUUGUUUCCUUCUGUCUGAUGGCAAUCAUGUUGUUUUCCUUUCCAGUGCUGCUUGCUUAAAGUUACAAGGAGGAAAAAGAAGAUGGCUGACAAUAAAGUCUUCUGUGUCACACAA
Messenger RNA from Sphaerodactylus townsendi, 3193 nucleotides. RefSeq names its product major vault protein (gene MVP). NCBI's taxonomy places the organism in Eukaryota, Metazoa, Chordata, Lepidosauria, Squamata, Sphaerodactylidae. The record is from RefSeq and is a predicted model, not a curated record. Gene Ontology annotation, cellular component: nucleus; cytoplasm. The transcript is spliced from 18 exons. The coding region runs from base 385 to 2913 and encodes 842 amino acids.